AUGGCGUUGAUGAGGCAUGCGUCCAGAAGGGCCAUCGAUAUCUUACACUUACCUUCCGAGCUGAUCGCUCACAUAUUCCAAUAUCUCGACGACUAUGACCUUUUCAAUGCACGUGUCAGCCAUAGAGCUCUGGACAAGGCAUCAUUCGAGCAUUUUGCCCGGCGUUUCUUCCGCAAAAAGGGCUUCAUGAUCACAACCCGAAGCCUGACAGUUCUCCAGCACAUCGCCACUCACGAUGAACUUGGAAAGUAUUUGCAGCACGUCUGGUGCAAUCCGGACUGCUACACCUUCGCAAGGCCAAAGUGUUGUCCUGACGAUGAGGAAGACAGUGAUCUCGACUCAGCCGAUGGACUGGAGACGCCACUGGAGAAGGGGCCCGUCUUAAUGGCGAGGGUACACAGCACGUUGUCAAGGCAGUACGCCGCCUAUUGCGAUGUCAUACGUGAUCACAGCGAUCUUUUGUAUUCCGACAAGCUGGAGGAGAGGCUCAACCAUGCUUUCAGACUACUGCCGAACCUACGGACCGUGGGUAUGCGAAGGAGCGAAGACUACAGUCCGUAUGGCUGGACUGAGAUCAAAGACGCUGUUGGAGAGGAUCCGCGCAUACUCGGGCCUAUACCAUCAACUCCUAGCUCAACUCUCUCUGGUCCGACACAGCUGUUCAUAGCCCUGAUCGGAGCCAUUUCUGCCAGUGGUACGCGGCUGGAAAGGCUCUACACAGACGCCAUCGAGGUUGACAACGUACCCGAGAACACCCUGACGCAGGAGAAGCUCAAUGCAGCCUGUUCGUCGAUCCUGUACAUCGAGGCGAAUGUGAUCAAAGGCUUCUUAACCACACACCCUGUUCCUGACACACAUGAGUAUAAUCCUAGGCCAGGUACAGCAGAAUUGGGAAAAGGAAUGGCACACCUCUUCAAAGCCAUGCCGAACCUCAAAGAGCUCGGCUUGCAAAUCUUUCGCGACAACCAGGCACAGCAGACGAUUCUCGCACCUGGGAUGAGCCCUCCAGAGGGCCUCCGAGAAUGCUACCCUUACUACGCCUUCGAUCGCCUGGUAAAUGAGGUUUCCUUCGCCGGUCUCACGCGCAUCAAACUGGAAAAGAUCACGGCCAUGGCAUUCCAAUUCAAACGAUUUCUUGAGCCCUGCGCUCCCAAUCUCACCAGCCUGAAGCUCCGCGACAUCCGCCUCAUUACUCCAGAAGGUGAAUCCAGGCCUUGGGAAGCGAUCUUCGCCUUCUUGCGGAGUUCUUGUCGAGCACUGGAGUACGUCCUUUUCUACCGCCUCAUGUACGAGCGUGGUGCGAUCUCGUACACUGAAGAUCCUCCUGCCGCCAUUACAAAUCCAGCGUACACUUACAAUCAUCUCCCAUCGCCUGUUAAUCGAGCUCUGUUUACCAACUAUGAUCAAAUUGCCGCAGAGGCCAGCGGGGAACAGGAUGUGAGGAAGAAGCUGGCAGAAAUCGAGGAGAGGCAUUGGUACCAGAGGCCGCUUUUCACGUAUGCGAUGGACGAAGAUUUGUGGCAUACUGAUACCAGUGAUGAGGAGUGGUAG
Lecanosticta acicola is the source of this 1551-nucleotide messenger RNA. NCBI's taxonomy places the organism in Eukaryota, Fungi, Ascomycota, Dothideomycetes, Mycosphaerellales, Mycosphaerellaceae. The record is from the annotation of a GenBank genome assembly.